GCAAAUUUAAAUUUGUUGUUACUUUGCAGCAUUAUUUUAACCAUGUAAAUCUCAUCCAAGUACUCAUAGAACAUUCAAGUCAUAAGAGUGUGUCUCUGUUUUUAUAUGUCCAUAAUUUAUUUGUACUAAACAAGGGAAGUUUACAGGUGAAGAGUUCAAGAAAAAGACUGCUGUGACACAGUGUGAGUUGUGACUGUGAGAAUCUGUCAUGGACCCUGCACAGAAGACAGCCUUAAGGAAGUCUCGAGUUCAUCUGGUCAACCAUCUCGAGAUGAGACAUCUCUAUGAUUACAUACUUAAAGAUGAGCUGUUGACACCAAUCAUGGUUGAAACCAUACAGGCCAAGGAAUGUAGACCAGAUCAGGUGCGGGCUUUUCUUGACAUUCUGCCGCGUCGCGGUCCUACAGCCUACAACAUUUUUCUGAAGAUUCUGACGGAGAGUGGUCAAAAUGCUCUUGCAAAUCACAUCAAACAGGAAUAUGACAGAGAAACUGGCAAUGCAAGCGGUCUCUCUGAGCUGAGUCUUACUCCAGAAUCCUCAUCGGACAAUGAGGACAUGGAAGGUGUAGAAGUAUUCAAGGGCACUUCCCUGAUAACUGCAGUGCAGGAAACAGGCAGUCCAGUUGCUAACCUACCAGACCCCCAGUCCAUCGUGUCCUUGACCUCUCAAGGUAGCUCCGCCUCUCUGGGACCAGGGUACACAGGAAACUAUGAGGAGGAGUACCGCAUGGAGUCAUCUCCACGAGGAUUUCUCCUAAUCAUCAACAACCGCACGUUCAGGGGAGAUCUUGAAGAAAGGGUGGGCACAGAUGUUGACUGUGCAAACCUCAAAUGUCUGUUCCUAAGUCUGGGGUUUGGAGUGGAAUUGAGGACAAAUCUUACUGCAGAGGAGAUCAUUGCCAAUCUGGAGGUGUUGUCACGACAUGAGCAGCUGCCCUCUGUGGACUGUCUAGUGGUUGCCAUUCUAACACAUGGGUCGGAUGAUUACCUGUACGGGGUUGAUGAAAUGUUUGUUGAUGUAAACCAUUUGUACGAGAAGUUAAGUGCUACACAGUGCCCUGCCCUUAUUCACAAACCAAAGUUUUUCAUUGUAAAUGCCUGUAGAGGAGAUGCUGAAGACAAAGGCAUCCUUGCUACUCCAAGCAUCGGCAGGUGCUCUGUGGGAGUUGACGUGAACAAGAUACCAGACACGGCCCAGGCAGUCAGACGUAUAGCCAACAUGCAGGACUUCCUUAUUGCUUACUCUACCAUACCUCGGCAUGUGAGCUGGCGACACAAGACAGAAGGAAGUUUCUUUGUACAGGGAUUUGUGAAAGUUUUUAAAGAGUGGGCCUCUACCAUGGAUGUUGUGUCCAUGCUGGUAAAGGUGAACCAUCACGUGUCCAGGAUUGACGAGUAUGCUGGCAUACAGAUACCAAGCCCGCAAGUCAUGUUGACCAAGAAGUGGUACCUUAAUCCACCCAAUGCUGCUAACAGUAGCUGAAAUAUUCCGGGUACCAAGAUCAGAUUAUGACUGUACUUUGGACGCAUUUGUAGUCCCAUUUAUUGGAGACCUUUCUUACUAGAUUCAAGAUUUUAAGGCUACAUCUACAAACCUUAAGAUACUGAUGAACAGCAAACAGCAUAAAACCUGCACAGACUGCAGGUGACUCGCAGGCUGUUCUGGUUUUAUGUUGUUUGUGCAUAGCCAUUUUCACUUAGGUUCUGAGUGGGAAAGGAUUAACCCUUUCAGUGCGGGAACCGAAUUUUGAAGGCCUUUGCAAACAGUUUGGAUACAGAUGAGACGCCACAGAACGUGGCGUCUCAUCAGGAUCCAAACUGUUUGCUAUUCUGAUAGUAUUCUUUGAAAAAAAAUAUAAGAAAAUGCUAUUUUAGAAAUUCAGCAGAAGACAUUUUAGCAGACGACAAAUUUCCCAGCAUGCAAAGGGUUAAAUAGUCAUGUAUGGAAAUGUGUUCAGUUUGAAAUAUAGAAAAAAUGAGUUAUUAUCGUCACAUUGUGUGGGUUACUAAAGUUUCUGGUCAUUUGAAAUUCAGACAAGAAUGACCUUAUAGACCUUAUAUUAUACUCAAACAUGGUCAUUAUCUGUACAGAAAAUUAGAUAUUUGUAAAACUGAAUACAUACAUGGUUGGGGUAGAACAUUAUUAGUGGAGAUAAUAGCAUCAAAGCAUCAUAAGUAAAAAAAAAUUUUACAGAUCUCAUUGCAGACGUGUAAAUUUCUGUAAAAAAAAGGUUGAUUUUCAUGGGAUUUGUAUGAUUCUUUUUUUAACCCUUUGCAUGCUGGGUACCGGGUAAUUUGUCUUCUGCUAAAAUGUCGUCUGCUGAAUUUCUAAAAUUAGCAUUUUCUUCGAUUUUUUUCAAAGAAUACUAUCAGAAUAGCAAACAGUUUGGAUCUUGAUGAGACGCCACGUUCUGUGGUGUCUCAUCUGGAUCCAAACUGUUUGCAAAGGCCUUUAAAAUCCGGUUCCAGCGCUUAAAGGGUUAACUAAGAAUGUUACUAAAUGCUAACUAUGUUAUUGACA
Messenger RNA from Dreissena polymorpha, 2521 nucleotides. RefSeq names its product caspase-3-like. Bases 209 to 1483 code for a protein of 424 amino acids. The transcript is spliced from 11 exons. Gene Ontology annotation, molecular function: cysteine-type endopeptidase activity. NCBI's taxonomy places the organism in Eukaryota, Metazoa, Mollusca, Bivalvia, Myida, Dreissenidae. Gene Ontology annotation, biological process: proteolysis; regulation of apoptotic process. The record is from RefSeq and is a predicted model, not a curated record.